CGUCCCCGUCCCCAGGCGGUGAUCCAGGGCGCGUUCACGAGCGAGGACGCGGUGGAGACGGAGGCGGCUCCCAGCGAGACGCACUACACCUACUUCCCUGCGGCGGGCGUGGCCGACGGCGCCGCCGCCACCGCGGCCACCGCGGCCACCGCCGUGGUCACCACACAGAGCUCCGAGGCGCUGCUGGGCCAGCCCACGCCCACAGGGCAGUUUUUCGUGAUGAUGUCACCACAGGAGGUGCUCCCGGGGGGGGCCCAGCGCUCCAUCGCCCCCCGCGCACACCCCUACUCCCCGAAGUCGGAGGCUCCCCGAGCCACGCGGGACGAGAAGCGCCGGGCACAGCACAACGAAGUGGAGCGCCGGCGCCGGGACAAGAUCAACAACUGGAUCGUGCAGCUGUCCAAGAUCAUCCCCGACUGCUCCAUGGAGAACACCAAAUCCGGCCAGAGCAAGGGCGGGAUCCUGUCCAAGGCCUGCGACUACAUCCAGGAGCUGCGGCAGAGCAACCUGCGCCUGAGCGAGGAGCUGCAGGGCCUGGACCAGCUGCAGAUGGACAACGAGGUGCUGCGCCAGCAGGUGGAGGAGCUCAAGAACAAGAACCUGCUGCUGCGGGCGCAGCUGCGCCAGCACGGGCUGGAGAUCGUCAUCAAAAACGACACCCACUGACCCCAAAAAC
Molecule: messenger RNA, 676 nt
Organism: Passer montanus (Eurasian tree sparrow)
Lineage: Eukaryota; Metazoa; Chordata; Aves; Passeriformes; Passeridae
Product: upstream stimulatory factor 1-like
Exons: 6
Biological process (GO): regulation of transcription by RNA polymerase II
Molecular function (GO): protein dimerization activity; RNA polymerase II cis-regulatory region sequence-specific DNA binding; DNA-binding transcription factor activity, RNA polymerase II-specific
Source: RefSeq, a predicted model, not a curated record